AUGGGCAUCAAUCGUGUUGUCGAAUUUUGGACGAUAAUCGGGCUUGUCUCGUCAGGAGUUGUCAACGCCGUCGCUGUCAACCCUUUACCGGCACCAACGUCAAUAUCGUGGGGAGCUUCCGGUCCGAGGGCGUUCAAUGGACGAAAUCUCGAGCUCAGGGGCUCUCCGAACAAGAUCGUGUCUGAUGCCUGGGAUCGAGCGUACAGUGCAAUCGCCCUGCACUGGGUUCCCCAAGCCACCGAAGCUCCCAUUGGGACGUUUGCCCCCUUUCCAACAGCUGCAGCGGCGAAAAAAUCGAAGCGGGGGACGACAACGCUCAACUCUGUCACGGUCAAGAUCACCGAUAGCAGGGCUCCUCUCCAGCAUGGCGUCGACGAAUCCUACACUCUGGAUAUCAAAAACACGUCGCAGACCGUCAGUAUCACAGCCAAGACCACAUGGGGUGCACUUCACGCCUUCACGACUUUGCAGCAACUCGUGAUUUCGGACGGGAAGGGUGGUCUGAUGAUCGAGCAACCGGUCUCUAUCAAAGAUGGACCCCUCUACCCGUACCGAGGGAUCAUGAUCGACUCGGGCCGGAACUUUAUCUCGGUGAAGAAGAUCUACGAGCAAAUCGACGGGAUGGCGCUGUCCAAGUUGAACGUGUUGCAUUGGCAUCUAGUUGAUUCUCAGAGCUGGGCUGUCCAGUUGACUUCCGAGCCUUCGAUGACCGUGGACUCUUUCUCCUCGAGAGAAAUAUAUUCCCAGAACGAUAUCAGAGAUGUAAUCAGAUACGCAACCGACCGCGCCGUCCGAGUGAUUCCGGAAAUCGACAUGCCCGGUCAUGCCGCUUCCGGCUGGAAGCAGAUCGACCCAGCAAUAGUCGCCUGCGCUGAUUCCUGGUGGUCCAAUGACAACUGGCCGCUCCAUACAGCUGUAGAGCCCAACCCCGGUCAACUCGAGAUACUGAAUCCAGACACGUACAAGGCCGUUUCGAACGUGUACAACGAGCUCUCUUCCCUGUUUACAGACAACUUCUUCCACGUCGGUGGCGACGAGAUCCAAACCGGCUGCUACAACCUCUCCACCCUCACGACAGAGUGGUUCGCCGCCAAUGCCUCCCGAACCUACGACGAUCUCGUCCAGCACUGGGUCGACAACGCCCUCCCGAUCUUCACUUCCCCCACCUCCAAACCCGCCUCUAAAAACAAAACCCGCAAACUCAUCAUGUGGGAAGACGUCGCCAUCGGGACGCCGCACGCCCACACCCUGCCCACCGACAUCGUCAUGCAGACCUGGAGCCAGGACCGCGCCAACAUCAAGAAGCUCGCCACAGCCGGCUACGACAUCAUCGUCUCCUCAUCCGACUGGUUCUACCUAGACUGCGGCCACGGCGGCUGGGUCAGCAACGACCCCCGCUACAACGUACAGUCCAACCCGGACGACGCCGUUCCGAACUUCAACUACGGCGGCGGCGGCGGCUCCUGGUGCGCCCCCUACAAGACGUGGCAGCGCAUCUACGCCUACGACUUCGCCGCCAACCUCACCGCCGCCGAGGCGCAGCGCGUCAUCGGCGUCACGGCCCCGCUCUGGGCCGAGCAGGUCGACGACCAGGUCAUCUCGCAGAAGCUCUGGCCGCGGGCCGCCGCCCUGGCCGAGCUGGCCUGGUCCGGGAAUCGGGACGCUGCGGGUCGGAAGCGCACCACGGAGCUGACGCAGCGGAUCCUGAACUUUAGGGAGUAUCUCGUUGCGUUGGGCGUGGGCGCUGCGCCGCUGAUGAGCAAGUACUGCGCGCAGCAUCCGCAUGCGUGUGAUUUGUAUCGGGAUCAGACGGCGUUGUAUACGUCGAUGUAG
This is a messenger RNA of Drepanopeziza brunnea f. sp. 'multigermtubi' MB_m1, 1833 nucleotides long. RefSeq lists its product as uncharacterized. The record is from RefSeq and is a predicted model, not a curated record. NCBI's taxonomy places the organism in Eukaryota, Fungi, Ascomycota, Leotiomycetes, Helotiales, Drepanopezizaceae. Gene Ontology annotation, molecular function: beta-N-acetylglucosaminidase activity. Gene Ontology annotation, biological process: glycosaminoglycan metabolic process; carbohydrate metabolic process. Gene Ontology annotation, cellular component: membrane.